AAGGCCAAUAAUUUUUGUAAAGAAGUUUGAAGAAAAAUUAAGAUUGGGAAUAUCUAGGUCGAACUUUUAAUGAAUAGUUUUCGAAUCGUUUCAAAACCAAAAGAAAUCUUGUGGAAACUAAAUUGCGUAGCUGAUUUGCAACUAAGUUCUAUGUUUUUGCUUUUUUGGAAAAAUUAAGCUUCAACUACAAUUUCAACGCUUUAUAACAAUCUUUACCCCGCCUGCACUGGACAUCUUUCACGGUCUCGUAACGUGAAAUUGAGGUCCAAUUUAAUAAAUCUACGUUGUUCAACAGCAUCUUUGCAAAAACCACACAAAUGGUUCGUUUCUCACUAACUCUUUGCGCGGCGGCGGGUGCUGCUGUGUUGAUUUCUCGAAGCACCAUUAUCGCCAGUGCAAAAGACAUCUCCGACCCGGCAAUCAAAUGGGAAGGCAGGACAGCCAGCGCCGCCCGGGCGGCCCGAAGAUGGGAGCAGGCAUUCAGUACAUUUUUGAAGGAUGUAGUAUUUGAAGCAGAGCCCUUGCAUGUAUGUCAAUUGUGUGAAGCAACUAUAUCUAUAACCAGUCUUGCAAUUCGAAAAACAAAAACAAAAAUUGACUUGCAGCUCCCCCCGGACCCGCGAAAAAAUCCCCCGGGGUCGCCGCACCCGCGGGAAAGAGAUCCAAUUCAGCAGCGCGAGAUCAAGCGCGGCCGGGGAGCAAAAUCUCAGCAGCAUCACCGUCUGAUAUGGAGGUGGACGCAGCAGGAGUACCCGCAAUGGAGGUAGGGAGGAAUAUCACCAAAGGUAGCAAGAAAUCCGUGGCUGGUGCAGCAUCAUCUGCGGCAUCAGGGCCAGGCAGAACAAGUAAGGCAAAAGGUAAGGCUGUGUCAGCACCAGCAGCCGCGUCGCAGACCGCUGUAGCUCCUGUCUCUUCUUCACCUGUUGAGCCAGCUCUCGGCGGCAUUCUGCAUAACCUCCCGAACGUGAAGCAAAAACGGUACAUCCGGCUGUGCUACCUGGACACCGAGAACACCGGCUUCGACGCCUACAAGAGGACGGCCUACAAGGGAGAACCUGGAACGCACAAACUGGCCCACGCGGUGGCCCCGGACUUCCUGCUAGAAAUCGCGGUCCGGGUCGUAGAGGUGGACACGAAAACCGGAAAAGUCGUGCCGAUUCAGCUCAGUAAAGCGGAAAAGGAGCUGUUCGCCCUGCACAAGGAAGCGGUCGGCCCGCAGUUCUAUCAAAUGCAAAAAUGUCUGGGUCUGGAAACUUGUGAUGCAAGUCCGUGAACAAUAAGUGCUCUGUAAUGCGCCGCCAAGCAUGACAAGUGUUUUCGUGCUUCUGUGAUGCGUAUCUCGCAUGAGAAACUGCGUUUUUGCAUGACAGGCAAGCGGACCUCUUGGUGGCCGCGCAAUACAGAGCGCAGAGUCAUGCCAGAGUAGCAUGACAAUCUUCCAGGCCCAGACAUUUUUGCAUUUGAUAAGUUCACAAAAGCAACAAAACUACCCGCUGAAGUUUUGCAGACGAUUUCCGAGCAGCAAGGCGGUUCUUCGUGCGGUCCAUCUGGACAGAGCAACAGUUUGACGAGAACAAAUAAGGCGUCCAAAGUGGCUGGUAAGAAUAAAUGUAGUUCAACUACAGCGUCGUCAAACGUUCCGCAUAACGACGAUUACUCGAAAGCGUUCCACGCAUGGUUGAUGCAGCAGACCUAUCACUCGUCUCCAGAAGGAGACAGCAAGAAAGCCGCUGGAAGUGGAGCAGAUGAUGAUGACAAGCGAGGAAGAUCUAUCCUAAUGAAAAACGUCCCCACCCCAGAGUCAAGAUGGGGAUUUUGCGAACACAAACCUUGAAGCUUUGGGAGCCACGCAUGACAAAUUGCUAGCUGUAUUGUAGUGCAGUUUAGAAAGGAAAGUCGCAUUACAAAUCCAUCUGCUUAUCCUGUUUACAGCAUUACAAGUUCCAAAACACGAUCGGAAAUGCCUAUCAUAGGGAUGCGCACUACAAAUGCUCUUGCGCUUGCAGAUCUGCGUGACAACUCUGGGAUGGGGAUGCUUUUACACAGGAUAAGAUCAACAGCCUCGUCUUUCCUUGCUGGAAUUACAACAGCCUCGAAAACAAGUAGUAGAUCUUCUUCCCUCACCCGAGCAACGGGCACUUCUCCUUUGCCGGCUCCGAAGGUCGUUGUAAACCUCCCAAAUGACAGCGAGCUGUUUUCCUACCUGUCUCUCGAGGAGCCCAAUCCCCAGCGCUUCACGGAGAAGUUUGGCGGGUGGGAACAUUACGAGGUGGAGUCGAACGCCGCUUACGCGGUGAAUCUGAUCGGCUACGAGGACGACCCGGAGCGGAAAGUAAAAGACCGGGUGGGGAUCCGCGGCGUGAAGGGGAAAAAGAUCGAUUGGGCGUACGUCGGGAAGCUGAUUGAAAUCUCUGAUUUUAUCGUCGCUCACAUAUCAAAUGCGAAAAUGUCUGGGUCUGGAAGAAAAUGGAUACUUGUCAUGCAGUUUUUGCAUUUGCGAGAAGGUGUGGAAUGCUCACAGAGCAUGAGAAAUUCUGCGAAGGCUUUUCCAUGCCUAGUCUGCAUGAGAAAUGCCCUCUCCAUAAUGCACGAAUCGGCGAUCUUUUGCUCACUAAGCGACACAGAUUUUUGCCUACUGCAGAAUCUUCCGCAUCACAAGUUGGCAUCCCUCCAGACCCAGACAUAUUUGCAAUGCAUAUCACAACGCCGACUACGACUUCCGAUUCGUUGCGCGCGACUUCCCGCCGUCGGCCUUCAAACCCUGGCUGUGUUCGCAGAAGGACAUCGUGUGGGAGAAUUUCGUGCCGGCGGAAAAGAAGCCGCUGUUGAUCAAUUUAAAAGCGGAAACUUUGUCCGCUGUCUUUGACAUCGCGGCCGGGCAGCACGUAUGGAUUGCAAAAAUGUCUGGGUCUGGAAGAUUGCAACUUGUCACGCUAAAUCCGAAUCAUGCAGAAAUCUGUGUUGCAUGAGUUCCAAAAGCUGUCCACUUUCGACCAAGUUUGGAGGGAGUUUCUCAUGCUGCAGGAUAGGCAUGGUAGAGGACUCACAGACUCUGUCAUGCUAGGUCCCGCAUUCCAGACCUGAUGGGUCAUGGAUAACCUGCAUGACAAGCUUACACUCUUCCAGACCCAGACAUAUUUGCACUUGAUAGCACGACGCGCUGUCCGACAUUACCGCGUGCAUCCAGGUGUUGGAGAAUAUGGAAGCGUCAGGAUCGAAAUUGACAAAAUCGAAAAAUUUGUGAUGCACAAAAUCGAUGUCAGUUGGAGACUCACUUUCCAAGUGCCGCAUGACAAAUUUCGGGAGUACCCAAAUCCAGUCCGUGAUGCUGUUUGGACAAAGAAGACUCCUCCUGUAAUGCCACUCUGGCAGCACAUUGUAUACCCCUAAACAGGCUUACAAUCGGCCUCAUUUGCUUGCUCCCCAAUACAGGCCUUCAGUGCCCUACAUUUUAUGCAUCACAAAUUUUUAGAUUUUGUCGAUUUCGAUCCUGACUCAUCCAUAGAGAAGGCGCGAGCGUUUCAGCCCCUGAUCGCCACCGGGAUCAACCGGAUUGAAAAGCAGUGGUUCUACGAGAUUGGCACCACGGAGACGGAAGAACACCCCGCGACGCGGCAGAUGAUGACCUGGCGGGGGAAGUUUAAGGAGGAGGAAGCCUGGCUCGGGAAAAACAAGGACUACGGGCCCAGACCCUUUAAAGCAGUAUAGCACUUAUUGAUUGUUCAUCGUGGUCUCUCAGAAAGGUCGAAGCAUGGUGCAGUGCCGUCGACUGUGGAUUUGAUAUAUAUAGGAAAAAUCAGAUUUGCGUGAAGAUAUUCAUCACGGAUAGUUGCGCUUAGUUAUUUUAAUAUCAAAGCCCCCCUCCGAAAAACGACAGGUCUUCAUGCACGCGCCCGGCCCCAAACCGUGGGAGAAGGAAAAGCAGGACUGGCUGAGUGAUGCGCAAAAGCAUGAGUGGUUGGACAACGCGGCGGGUAUCGUCAGCAAGAUCGGGUUCCAAACCCGCAAGUAUACCGAUCCAGAGGGGGUGAAAAAGCCUUUUCUUCUCGUCACAAAAUACCUCUCGAAAGAGACCGCGGAAACAACGAUGCAGCAGUUUUACUACGAAUUUUACGCCAAACCCUUCUUCAAGCUUUCGGGGCGGCCGGGCCUGGGCCAUUUCUACUUCGAGCCGUAUUUUCCGGUGCUGAAUCGACGAUUGAAGGCUGGGUGCGAAGUGUUUGCGGGAGCAGGGGAUUUGGCCCGCUUUGCGCAGGGCGGAGAUGGUGCGGAGGCGGAGGUUGCGGCCACGAUGCAGAAAUAAGUUUUGAUUUACACAGAUAUAGAUUGUUGGGUCGUGAGAAAAAUAGAACUCCACAACAAACCAGGUUGUAGCUCUUGUCAUUGAUUCGUAUCAAAAAGGGAUAAGCGGCCAACAACUACUGCUCUUUGGAAAAUGUAAUGUAGAGCACUAUUUCAUUUUGAUGAAUUCUUGAGUGUGCUCAUUUUGUCGAGAAAAAACGGACGUUGUAUUCGAAGAUGCACGAGGAAUAAAUCUAGCGAAAAUGAAUACGAUGAUCACGACCAUAUGUUGCCCGAAGAACUUUUCAAAGUAGAACCUUCACGCGAGCAAGUGUAUAGUUGCACUUCUUUGAUGCUGUAAGGUAAACGUCGCAAAAAUUGGAAUGAUCGCUAAUAUACUGCAUUCGCAUGCCUAUAAUUUCGUUAGUAGACACGUCGUAGUCCUCCUCGUCCU
Molecule: messenger RNA, 4735 nt
Organism: Amoebophrya sp. A120
Lineage: Eukaryota; Dinophyceae; Syndiniales; Amoebophryaceae
Source: the annotation of a GenBank genome assembly